AUGCCCGCCGCCGAGGACCCCAACAAGACGCCCGUCGACCAGGUCGAGCACGCUCCCGCCCACCCGGCCAACCACCGCCGCGAUGCCGCCGCAGAGCUGCUCGGCAAGUCGGGCGCCUCGCCCGAGGACCGCGUGGCCGUCACGCCGGCCGACGACGCCCGCGUCCUGCGCCGCAUCGACCUCGUCAUCCUCCCCCUGAUGCUCUUCGUCUACUUUUUGCAGGGCAUCGACAAGUCCACCCUCGCCUACGCCUCCGUCUUCGGCCUCAUCCGCGACACGGGCCUCGUCGGCGACCAGUACAGCUGGCUCGGCUCCGUCGUCUACCUGGCCCAGCUCGUCAUGCAGUUCCCGCUCGCCUGGCUGCUCGUGAAGCUGCCCAUCGGCAAGUUCACGAGCGCCAUGGUCGCCUUCUGGGGCAUCACGCUGUCGUGCAUGGCCGCCGCCCACAACUUUGGCGGCCUGCUGGCCGCGCGCUUCUUCCUCGGCGUCUUCGAGGCGAGCGUCGCGCCGUCGUUCGUCGCGAUCACGCAGAUGUGGUGGCGGAGGCGGGAGCAGACGCUGCGGAUCAGCUACUGGUAUGCCAUGAACGGCUUCACCAACAUGUUCGGCAGCCUCAUCACGUACGGUCUCGGCCACAUCUCGUCGCCCCUCAAGGAGUACCAGAUCAUCUUCAUGUUCUUCGGUAUCAUCACGGUUGUCUUCUCCGCCGUUAUGUUCCUGUACAUGCCCGACUCCCCCGUGGAGGCCAAGUUCCUCAACGACCACGACAAGCUCAUCGCCAUCGAGCGGCUCCGUAUGAACCAGCAGGGCGUCAUGUCACGCGAGUGGCGCUGGGAUCACUUGAAGGAGAGUUUGCUGGAUAUCAAGACCUGGUUCUGGUUCGCCCUGGUCUUUUCCAUCUCCAUCCCCUCUGGUGGCAUUUCCACUUUUGGUCCCCUCAUCGUCAAGUCCUUCGGCUUCGACUCGUUCCAGACGAUCCUCUUUAACAUCCCCUUCGGGUUCGUUCAACUCGUCUCCACAGUCGGAGGUUCCUGGAUAGCAACAAAGAUCCACAAGAAAGGGCCCGUCAUCGCCGGGCUCUGCAUCCCUCCUAUUGCCGGAUGCGUCAUGUUGAUGGUUCUUCCCACCGCGGGCCAACAAGCUGCUCGUUUGACGGGAUACUACCUCAUCUCUGUCUACCCAGGAAUCACGCCCCUCAUCUACUCUUGGUCCGCCGCCAACACGGCCGGUGACACGAAGCGGAAGUGCACGUCGGCGUUCCUCUUCGUCGGCCAGUCCGUCGGCAACGUCAUCGGCCCGCUCCUCUACAAACCGGCUGAGGCGCCCAGGUACACGCGCGGCCUGACGUCCAACCUCGCGUUGUACUGCGUCAUCGUCGUCCUGGUGGCGGCGACGAGUCUGUACCUCGCAUUCCUCAACCGGUCACACAGCAGACGCCGAGUCGCGAUGGGAAAGAGCGCCGUCAUACUCGACACCAGCUUGUACUCCGCCGUCGAGGCCGAGAAGAUGCAGCGGGACCAGGCGGCGGCGGCGGCGGGGCGGCAGGCCGGGGAAGAGGGCCACGAGAUGGCCGCGGCUGGCGAGGAGAAUGCGCAGGAGGACGUGGGCGCGAGGGCCUUUGACAACUUGACGGAUCUGGAGAAUGAGGAGUUUGUGUUUGUGUUUUGA
Colletotrichum higginsianum IMI 349063 is the source of this 1668-nucleotide messenger RNA. Its product is annotated as Major facilitator superfamily transporter. Gene Ontology annotation, cellular component: membrane. Gene Ontology annotation, biological process: transmembrane transport. The record is from RefSeq and is a predicted model, not a curated record. Lineage: Eukaryota; Fungi; Ascomycota; Sordariomycetes; Glomerellales; Glomerellaceae. Bases 1 to 1668 code for a protein of 555 amino acids. The transcript has 5 exons. Gene Ontology annotation, molecular function: transmembrane transporter activity.